This is a messenger RNA of Haplochromis burtoni (Burton's mouthbrooder), 2791 nucleotides long. RefSeq lists its product as uncharacterized. Bases 1883 to 2791 code for a protein of 302 amino acids. The record is from RefSeq and is a predicted model, not a curated record. NCBI's taxonomy places the organism in Eukaryota, Metazoa, Chordata, Actinopteri, Cichliformes, Cichlidae. The transcript is spliced from 7 exons.
GCGUUCUUAUGAAAACUGGGAGUAACGACAUGACUGGCGGCAUUUUUCCUAAAGUCGCCAACGCGUGGACACACGCAGAAAAUAAAACCGUCUGUGUGAUAUCUGAACACAGUGCCAUACAGACAGAACGGUGCAGAGUGCACCCAGAGUCCAGCAGAGUGCAGAAGGCACUGGAAAAAAUCAAAUCAGUGAAGUUGGUUCAGAGUGAAGGACACACCGAACUCAGAAAACAUGGCUUGUACAUCACAGUCUGCCAAAGAUUAUGUAAAGACUGCCAGAGUCCAUCUUGUGAGAGAAUUGAAGAAUCUGUCUGUGAUUGUGCAGAAUUUGAAUCAGAAAGGGGUUCUUGGUGAGGAAGAGGUCAGCUUAAUACAGACAGAGAAAACUGAUGAAAACAAAAGAAGAAUGAUACUGGACUCAGUCAUUAAAAAAGGCGAAGAAGCCUGCUAUGAGUUACUCAAGAUUAUAGACAUGACGAGGAAGAGGACUUUAGGGAGGCUUCCUUUUCUUUCUGAGAAAACGAAUGAAACUUCCAGAGAGACCAAGUUUGACCUGCACCACUGGAUCAGCUGCUUUUCUUUCAAGGAAGAACCACAAAUGGACAGGAACUACUUACAAGGACCGAGGCCAUGCCACAGAUAUCAGGAAAAGUUAAAAUUAAAAGUAAAGAAAUUAUUGAAUGACUUUUGGGCAUCAAGUAAAAACCUGUUUGAAGAAAACAAGAAGCCAGAUCUGUUGUACAUUUCUCUUAUAUUAGACACACAGAGCAAUGCUUCUCCAACUAAAAUAAAGAAACUGAAGAAAAAGAAAAGCAAGCUGAGUCGCCCUAAAAAGCUAAGGACAUACAUCCCUGAAGAGAAACCAGACAUUUCUCCCAGUGAACUGUUGAAAACAGAUAAAAACAUACUCUUGGUUGGAAAACCUGGUAUUGGAAAGACAGCACUGACUCAUGAAAUGCUGAGACUCUGGGCAGAAAGAGAAAGUGGUGAGCUUGAUUACAUGUUUUACUUUGACAUGAGGGAAAAAGCACACAUCAUGAAUGUUAAAAACUUGGAGGAUCUGCUUUUCACUGUGUUCAGUGAACCAGAUGAAGGCAAAGAUGCGGUCUUACAGGAUAUAAAGAGACACUCUGAUAACGUUACAAUCAUUUUUGAUGGACUCACAGAUAUCUCUUCAUCAGUGGUGGAGAAACUUCUGAACAAAGACCUACUGCCGCUCGCAAAGAUCAUCAUAACAUGCAGACCAGAUGAUGAGGAUGAAGACUUGUUUUCUGGGGACUUUGACAGAGUGGAGGUGAAAGGCUUUAGUGAGCAGACUAUAAAAACAUACUUAUCUGCAACACUCGGUGAAGAUCAGAAGAAAGUUUUGAGUAACUUGGAACUGAUAACUCUUUGUCAUGUCCCCAUGUAUGCACUGAUGGUGGCUGCUUGCUUUUCAUCAAAAGAUGCUCCACAGCCAUGUACAAUAACUGAGAUCUACAUCAAUAUUGUUCGAUUCUGCCUUCAGAUAAACAGCAAAACAAAGAAAAAAGAUCUAAAUUCCUUCAUCAGCACCAAGACAGAAGAAAUUCUGUCUCUGGCUGAAGUUGCUUUUCUUGCAACUCAACAAAAAACUGUGAAUCUGACAGACCUGACCUGUAAAGACAUCUGUGUCCUGUCCUUCCUGAAACCACUUCUCAUUAAGGAGGCCGUGACUGAAACAAUAACCACAUAUGCAUUCCUCCAUUACACAGUACAGGAGUUUUUUGCAGCACUGUGGCUCCUGAAGAAUCCUGAUAAAGUCAGAGAUGUUUUUCAGCAGUGCCUCACAGAGGAGAAGAAACACAUGAAACAUCUGAUCCCCUUCAUGUGUCGAUCUGUUGAAUGAGAAGAGCCCAAGUUUGAUGAAGCAUCUGAUUCCAGAUCAGGACCUGAAGAAUACAUCUAACUGGUUCUUCAAGGAGCUGAUUAACACAUUUCUUCCUCAUCUGUGUGAGCAAGAAGAGGCUGAUACUGAGGACAGUGGGCUCCAUGUCCACAUACUGUUCGUAUGCCAGUGCUUGUAUGAGUCCCAGAGUCCUGAAGCAUGCGUCUACCUUCUAGACAAACUGGACUACCAUCUUGACCUCAGUGGAGACAGUCUGGAUCCUUACCCUUGCUGUGCUGUGGCCUUUGUGGUCACUCAGUCAAAGGAAAGGAAAAUAAGGCUGAACCUCGAGGACGUGAUCAUAUCAGAACAAGGAAUGAGACAGCUGUUUGGAUGCCUUGAAAAUGUUGAGUGGUAUAACCUUCUGCCUCAACAGCUUUGGAAAGCUUUCCUUCUCAGCGAAGAGCAGAUGGACUUCGUAACCUUACUUAGUUUUGAUGGAAAUCAUUUACACCUUCCAACUCAAGGUGAAAAGCAGCUGUUUGAAAGAGCUGUGGAAGUCAUGCAGUGGAUGUCUACAAAGGUUAAUGUCUGCCUCUACUGGGACAGAGAAACUCCUGCCUGCCAGAGUCUGUGUGAGUCUCUGUUAGAGGCUUUGCCAUUCAUCAGCUCACUCAGCUUCAGAUGUCCAGUUUUUUGGAGCCAUGAGAAAUACCAUGGGACACUGGAGAAGGAGCAGGAGAAUCUGUUCAUGGAUUUAUGCCUGAAAGCAGCACUUAAUAACGGAGCAAAGUUUUACAACGUUGCGAAGAAGCUUCUUUCAUUGUUUCUUGUUAAAGCUGAUCUGGUCCAUAAAUCUCUCAGAGAGAAAGACCUCCAGCCUCCUGGAAGUGCUGAAACUCCAACCAGAGAAGAAACAAGUGAAGCUGACAGGCUGCUCACAUGA